AUGUUUCUUCUUAAUACUUCCGCGGCUCUGGCCGCAUUGUUUGCUAGCAUGGUCACUGCCUUUCCCAACUUGCCCUUUGUUGUUGAUGGCCCUAAGAUGAUUGACACGACUGGAGCUUCCGUUAAGUUCGCUGGAACAAACUGGCCAGGUCACGGAGAAGUUAUGAUCCCUGAAGGAUUGCAGUACCAAUCUAUCGAGAAAAUUGUUUCCGACAUCAAGAGCCUUGGAAUGAACGCCGUUCGUCUGACCUAUGCCAUUGAAAUGAUUGACCAGAUCUAUGCCAAUGACGGAGAAGAUAUUGAUAUCAAAACAGCAUUCACUGCUGGUCUGGGCGCAACUAAUGGGACUGUGGCGCUGAACAGCGUACUGGCAAAUAAUCCGCAGUUCACGGAGAGUACAACGAGACUUGAGGUCUAUGACGCUGUCACAAAGGAGCUUGCCAAGAACGAGAUUUAUGUCAAUCUUGACAACCAUAUGUCUAGCGGCAAAUGGUGUUGUUCUGGGGGCGACGGCAACACCUGGUGGGGAGACACAUAUUUCGAUGCAGACAACUGGGUUCGAGGGCUUUCCUACAUGGCUAAUCAUGGGUUGUCUUGGAGCAACUUGGCGUCCAUGUCGCUUCGCAACGAACUCCGCCAGCCAACAAACAAUGAAGCUGUCAAGGCUACAUACAACUGGGAGACUUGGUACAAACAUAUCCGUGAAGGCUCAGCCGCCGUGCAUGCAGCUAACCCAGACGUCCUGGUCAUCCUUUCUGGUCUGAACUACGACACCACCAUGCAGCCUGUUGUCAGGGGGCAAGCUCUCUCACCGGGAACUGCCACUUUUAGCUUUGAUGACUUUGCCGGGUUCAAGAACAAGUUGGUCAUUGAGCUUCACAACUACGACAGAAGUGCAUCGUCUUGCUCUGCUCUCUCAGGCUCCCUUUACAACGGCGGAGCGCAGGCCAUGAACCCUGACGAGGCAAGCACCGUGAACGUCUUCCCGGUCUUGGUGACUGAGUUUGGGUUCCCGCAAGACGGAAGCUCUUGGCAGACUGUCUAUGUGACCUGCUUGGCCGAAUGGAUGCCCAACAACACGGCCGGGUGGUUCCAGUGGGUUGUGGUCGGCAGCUACAUGAUCCGAUCGGGCGUGCAGGACUAUGACGAAUCUUGGGGACUGUACAACCAUGACUGGUCGGCGUGGAGGGAUAGUGCGUAUAUCAACAACGUGCUUAUCCCAUCUGUGGAAGCAACGGUUGGAGAUGGCUGUCGUUUCGAACAUCCCAGUGGUGGAAACAGGAACCAGACCUCCAAUCGCUUCGGCGGAGGAGGCAAUGUCAGCGGAAACCAAAAUGCGCUCGACAAGUAUAAGAUUUCGGUAGAGACGAUAGAAGCGGAUCUAACGACUGAUACACCACAAUGGAUCCUAUCCGCCUAUGCGCCCGGCAAAGAUCCCCCCGAGCAAUUAUUUGGUGGUUUCCCACGGGAGCAGAGCUUUGAGGAGAUGAGGUUCCAUUUCUACCAAGCCCGCGCUGCCGGCAAUGAGCAGCAGGCUCUCAACCAAGCUCAGGAGCUAUAUCAAACCGCCCAACAACAGAAUCAAAAUGCUCUUCGCAACAUUCGAGAUGCGAUGAAUUUCAUCGUCCAAGGAGAAAACCGACAUCCAAAUCGGCACGACCUCUGUAACCAGGGCACCCAGGGCCAGCCGUUUGGCGAGUUUCUUGUAGGCAAGAGACCCAAGACUACCAUUGCUGAAGCUGCUGCGGCCAAUCCAUUCUCAUCAAACAAUUCGAACACGCCGUCUGCCUUUGGUGGAGGAGCAGCUACCGGCUCAAGCGCAUUCGGUCAGCCUUCUACCCUUGGCCAACGACCAAGUGCUUUCGGUGCACCCGCCUUUGGGCAGCCUUCUCAACCAACGUCGACUUUCGGACAGUCUGCGCAACCCAGUUCCGGUGGCUCGGCGUUUGGCCAGCCGUCUCAACCCAGCUCAACUUUUGGACAACCAUCUCAACCAUCAUCAGCAUUCGGACAGUCAUCUCAGCCAUCAUCAGCAUUCGGACAGCCGUCUCAACCCGCAUCUGCGUUUGGGCAGCCCUCAGCUCUUGGGGCAAAGCCCAGUCCCUUCGGAGCCCCAUCUUUUGGCCAACCAUCGCAACCAAACGCGCAGGGUAGUGCCUUUGGUCAGCCAAGCCAGCUCGGACAGAAGCCGAACCCUUUCAGUACUGCCACACCCAGCCCCUUUGGAAGUAACACCAACAAUGCCCCGGCUGCCAAUCCCUUCGGUGGAGGAGGAUCGAAUCAAAACAAUACUGCAACUAAUGCGUUUGGAGGCAGUGGGAAUAAUCAGGCACAGAGCAACCCCAGCCCUUUCGGGCAACCAUCUCAGAACAAUACUCAGGGCAGUGCUUUCGGUCAACCCAGUGCUCUUGGCCAGAAGCCGAACCCAUUCGCAGCCGCACAGCCACCUGCUCAAGAUGGAAAUUCUCCAUUUGGUGCCAAGCCAGCAGCGCCUUCAGGAUUCAGCCAGAAACCCCAAGAAAACAACCCAUUUGCCCAGCCCGCCAAUGCUGGAGCAGCCCCCGCAAAUCCAUUUGGAACACACCAGCCGCAGCAGAACGUUGAGACUGGUCCCCAGGCCAACCCCUAUCCAUCUGAUAGUACCAGACAACACCCGCCUCUCGACAGUUACGCGUCUAAGGGUAUGGAUGGUAGGUUGACCAUGUUUAAAGGCAAGCCAGUCACCUACAAGGACGGUCUGCCCGGGAUCAGGCAAUUUGAUGGGACAUGGCAGCGGAUUUGGUUUCCCAAUGGUCCACCAAGCUUUUACAAGGAUACUGCCUUGCCUUUGGAGAAAUCUGAUGAUAAGACAAAGGCACAAUGGGCCGCAUUUGCGCAGAGUGGCAACUUUGCUGAUGGAGUCAUGCCUGCGCUCCCGCCACCACGGGAUUGCACUCUGUGGAACUUUUGA
Molecule: messenger RNA, 2949 nt
Organism: Clonostachys rhizophaga
Lineage: Eukaryota; Fungi; Ascomycota; Sordariomycetes; Hypocreales; Bionectriaceae
Source: the annotation of a GenBank genome assembly